This is a messenger RNA of Manihot esculenta (cassava), 1474 nucleotides long. Its product is annotated as transcription initiation factor TFIID subunit 11. NCBI's taxonomy places the organism in Eukaryota, Viridiplantae, Streptophyta, Magnoliopsida, Malpighiales, Euphorbiaceae. Gene Ontology annotation, molecular function: protein heterodimerization activity; transcription coactivator activity. Gene Ontology annotation, cellular component: transcription factor TFIID complex; nucleus. Gene Ontology annotation, biological process: transcription initiation at RNA polymerase II promoter; RNA polymerase II preinitiation complex assembly. Bases 432 to 1079 code for a protein of 215 amino acids. The transcript is spliced from 5 exons. The record is from RefSeq and is a predicted model, not a curated record.
CGAAGUGAAGAAUCUGUCUCACUCAGCCCAACAGCCCUGCCCUUGGUGCCCAACGCUCGAAACCUCCCAAUUUUUUGCCAUCGCGUAGAGGACUCUCCAGCCAUAGCCACCAGCUGCAUGCAUUGAGCCCCUGACGCACGUCUUCAGCCGCAACGCCUUCAACUAGUGGUUCAACUGGACAACGAGAAGGAACAGCUUUGGUCGAUUCAGCUCUGUUUCAACCCUCGCUGUAGCUGCGUCGCACACCCGAAUCGCUGCACACCGUCCGUUUUGUCAUCGUUGUUCGAUUCAGCUUGACAAGGAGCAGCUCUGUUCUUCGAUUUCAUCUUCUGCUUCGUUUCAGCUGCGUGUCGCCCUUGUUCGAUUGCAUCUGCUGCUUCAUUCUGCUUCGUUUCUUCCUCAGUCGGCUGCUUUGGUUGCGGUAGAGGUCAAUGAAGCAAUCCAAGGAUCCAUUUGAAGCAGCUUAUGAGGAGCAAGAGGAAACACCACCUGAUUCGCCCGUUGGCCCUGAUGAGUUGGACACUCAAGGUCCUGUUGCUUCUCAGGACCCUGCUGUUGUGCCAGAAGAUGAUGACGUUGGAAGCUCCGGUGUCCAUCCUGCUGACCCAUCCACUUCUGCUCCUAUGUUGGCUGCUGCUAGAAGCAAGCCCAAAAACAAAGAAGAUGAUGAGGACGAAGAGGAGGAUAAUAUGGAGGUUGAGCUUUCGAAGUUCCCAUCUAGUGCUGACCCUGAUAAAAUGGCCAAGAUGCAGUCUAUCUUAUCACAAUUUACUGAAGAUCAGAUGAGCAGGUAUGAAUCGUUCCGUAGAUCUGCUCUUCAGAAGGCCAACAUGAGAAGGUUGUUGGUAAGCAUCACAGGAUCCCAAAAAAUUUCUUUACCAAUGACAAUUGUUGUCUGUGGAAUAGCGAAAAUGUUUGUUGGUGAACUUAUUGAAACAGUCUUUCUACCCUUGAAAAGCACUCGGACAAGAAAAAACGAAAGCAUCUUAAGCAUGGGUCUGAGAACCAUAAAUGGAGAAGAGAGAAACAAAAGGACAAAAGGGUGCCAAGGAGUACUGGGUCAUUACUUUUUGGAUUGAUUGAGAAGGAGAAGAAUUAAUGAGGAAAGAAGGAAAAAAAUGAAGAAAAUAUUUCUUUUUCAAAAUAAGGGAAGGCAGAGAAUCGGAAGAAAAGGAAAUUUGAAAGUGGAGAAGAAUAGAGAAGGAUGUGAGUUUGUGACACAGAGAUGGAUGCAAGAAAAGAGCUCAUAAAAAAUUGAGACGCCAGGACUAUUGAUUAUAGCAUCUUGUGCCAAAGACACAUCUAACUACUCUGCCAUAUAAAUCUAGCACCUUGCAGUUUUUUCCUUCUUAAAAAAACUCCUACGAAAAUGCAUGUGAAAAUAUCGAUAUCAUGCAGGGUUUAGGCUGGUUGAAAAUGUUUGUAUGAAAAUUUAAAUAGCUCAAUCAUCCUGUAUUUUUAUUUUUAUAUUUUU